Arctia plantaginis is the source of this 960-nucleotide messenger RNA. Lineage: Eukaryota; Metazoa; Arthropoda; Insecta; Lepidoptera; Erebidae. The record is from the annotation of a GenBank genome assembly.
AUGGCAGAUCACCGUUCGUGUCGUGUUGUUGAAACUGCUAAACCUUUUGUACACACUGGUACUGACUACGCAGGCCCAUUCAAGGUUACCAUGGGUCGAGGUCGUGGUAUUCGAUCUACCAAGGCAUACGUGUGUCUUUUCGUCUGUAUGACGACUCGCGCCGUUCAUAUUGAACUAGCAGGUGAUUUGAGCACCGUAAGUUUUAUGGGAGCUUUGAAGCGGUUCUUAUCUCGCCGUGGUCCAGUAGGUAGAAUUUAUUCAGAUAAUGGCAGCAAUUAUAUCGGCGCCAAGCGCAUGCUUUCAGGGCUUCACGAAUUCUUAUAUUCAAAAUAUCAUAAUACUGAAUUUGGCAAUAUGUUAGCAAGUAAUCGCAUUGAGUGGUCGCUAAACGUGCCCGCUGCAAGUCAUUUCGGCGGCAAUUGGGAGGCGAAUGUCAAGUGUUUGAAGACCCAUUUGUAUCGCGUUAUCGGUGAUAAAACAUUAUCUUUUGAAGAGAUGAGUACGGUUCUCGCUCAAAUCGAAUCGGUCCUGAAUACGCGACCUUUAUGUAGAACAUUAUCUAACGAUCCCUCGGAACCCCUCGCUCUAACUCCCGCACAUUUUUUAAAUCUCACGCCGUUGAAAUACUUGCCUGCGAGUGAAAUCGAUCCUAACCUGCAUACUCUCUCGCGGCAUGAUCAGCUCGAUAAGUUGGUUCAGUCUUUUUGGAAACGCUGGAGAACCGAUUACCUUCACACUUUACAAUCGCGUUGUAAAUGGAAUACACCAGUCGACCCGAUCACAGUUGGGACUGUUGUUAUUCUUUUAACUGAAAAUUCUCCUCCACUUCACUGGCCUUUGGGUGUUGUUGAGGAAGUUUUUCCUGGCUCUAAUGGAGUCACACGGAUAGUACGCGUUAAGACAUUGACUGGUUCGUAUUUGCGUCCAGUCGUACGUCUCUGCCCCUUACCUAAUCAAUAA